Messenger RNA from Aspergillus oryzae RIB40, 717 nucleotides. RefSeq lists its product as uncharacterized. The record is from RefSeq and is a predicted model, not a curated record. NCBI's taxonomy places the organism in Eukaryota, Fungi, Ascomycota, Eurotiomycetes, Eurotiales, Aspergillaceae. The transcript is spliced from 2 exons. The coding region runs from base 1 to 717 and encodes 238 amino acids.
AUGAGUUAUGAGCCAGAAGCCUACGACGAGUUAAAGUCUCAAUCGUCACAAUCAUUAUCGAGCCAGUUGAGUAGGUUCGGAUCCCUGGCCUCGGGUAGCUGGGUACGGAAUCCUGUCUCGGGAAAGUCGCAGGGUGCUCAUAAUUUACCCACUGCUGUGGCGCCUUUGAUGUUUAUCGAUGAUCGGCGUCAGCAUAAGGAGCUCCUGUCUGAUGGAUGUUCCCUGGAAUCCACGGAAAAGGUUAAGUCAUCGAAGAGGGCCAAAAGGGCAUUCGAUACGUUCAAUGAUUACCUAGAUCGGAGGGCCCGUGCGCAAUAUGUGAGUCUUGCUGUCUGCUUUCUUUCUGCUCGCGACAUUUUGAAUGUCCCUCUGACGCGCGGAUUCAAAAACCGCUAUCUCGAUCCUAAUCACCCCGCCACCAACGGGGGUCUCAUCGGACUACUCUCCGGUGGCGUGCUGACUCCUGAUCCGGAGGCACGCAGACGCAAGGCCCUGCGGCGGGUCGAAGAAGAAGAGAAACAAGUACUAGGCCAGUAUUACCAGCAGAUGGACGGCAUUCGCAACCAGAACCAGUCCCGAUGGGAGAUCGAGAGACAGAUCCGGCAGUGUGAUGAGCAAUUUGCGCCACGGUUCGAGGAGUUCCGAGAGCGGAGACGAGAAGCACAAGGAAAACAGAGAAAUAUCCGUAAGGUGAGCAAGCCUUUUCCACGUAUAUAG